GGCCUGAACGGGGCCCGGGGGCGGGAAGGGCCCAGCUCCGCCGCGCUGAGCCGCCCGGCCCCUCCCGACGGGCUCCAGAGCGGGGAGGAGGGGCCGCAGCCGGACCCGGCCAUGAGCGGAGCCGCGGAGGCGCGGGAGCUGGAAGAGCGGCUGCGAGAGGCGGCGGCCCUGGGGGACGUGGCGGAGGUGCGGCGGCUGCUGGGUGCGGGGGCGGACAUCGACGCCCGCAACGAGAUCAAUGGCUGGACCUGCCUGCACUGGGCCUGUAAGCGGAACCAUGCUCAGGUGGUGUCCUGCCUGCUGGAGGCUGGUGCGGACAAGCGGAUCCUCACUGCUAAGGGAGAGCUGGCGGCACAGCUAACGUCGAAACCAGAUAUCCGCAAGAUUUUGGGAGUAGAGGAACAAACUGAAUGUCAAGGAGUGAAGGAUUUAAAUUUAUCCAUUGUUGCGAACUACUUGGCCAACCCAUUCCCUAACAUUUACACCGAAGAAAGCAUUCAAGGCAGCUUGGCAGAAUCCCAGAGUGAAAGUGCUUCCAUCUCUUCUGCUUCCCAGAGUGAAACUAGCCAUUGUCCAUCAGCAGCUCAGGCUGAAAGCAUCUGCAUACCCACGUCAUGCAGCAGCGGCGAGACUUUCCCAGCAGCGGACGCAGCAGCCAGGCCGCCCCCUAUGCCCACCGUCACUGCAGCCACAGCGGGUACCAGCCCAGGGAUGCCCCAUGGCUCCGGCUGCCCCCCGCUCACAACCCCCAGCCUGGGACUCUGCUCCCCAGGAGUGUCUGGCCAGGCCUUGCCUCUGCAGCCUCACACCUGCCCCAGCAGCCCUGCACCCGCCUUCCAGCCCUUCUUCUUCACUGGAACAUUCCCGUAUAACAUGCAAGAACUUGUACUCAAGGUCAGAGUCCAAAACCUGAGAGACAAUGACUUCAUUGAGAUUGAACUGGACAGACAAGAAUUGACCUAUCAAGAUCUGCUCAGAGUGAGCUGCUGUGAACUGGGUGUUAAUCCAGAGCAAGUAGAGAAGAUCAGAAAACUACCCAAUACACUUCUAAGAAACGACAAGGAUGUUGCCAGACUCCAGGACUUCCAAGAGCUGGAGCUGGUCCUUAUGAGAAGUGACAGCUCUCCUUUCCGGAACGCUUCGGCUGCACUGAUGGAGCGGCCGUGCUACAACAGCAGAGCAUCCAAGCUGACCUACUGACCCCGGGAGCUGCAUCUGCAACGUGAACACCUGGCAGUGACAUGUGUCACUUAAGUGUGUGUAAAACCUUAAGUUAUUAUUAGGGUUACUAUUUUAACUAAUAUUUUAUAUUUAAUAUCCUGUUUGCUUUUAUUUUUUUACUUGAUACUGUAUUCAGGCAAGGGAUACCUCAUUUGUCCAGUAAAAACCACAGGUUUCCAGUGUAUUUCAAGGAAAUGUAUUGGUUGUAUCUGGCAGUGGGGGGCACAAAAGACAUAAUUAUUGAUACAAAAAUUUUGUUAAGUACACCCACUCUGACCAAGUAAGACUCAUGGAAAGAUUCAGGAAAUUGUGUGUCUCUGCACAUACUUCCUCAUUAAAUUAAAGAGACACACAAUGGAUAGUUGCUCUCUAAAAAUGUGAAUGUGCAAGUCCUUAAUCUCUUGCCCCUCACACUCACCAAGAUGGGUUGUCUAGAAAUACUUAAUGCUCAGAAGUGGCCGGAGAAACCCUUUUACUGGGCUGAAAAUAACUGGAAUAAGCGUGUCCAUAUUUAAAUGUUUAUUUCCCCUAUGAGAAUAUUGUACCUCCACCAAAAAAUACAAAAGCCUCUCCUAAGUUUUCCUUUUGAUUUGGAAGUGCCCUUUCAAGAGAAAGCCCUUGUUUCAUAUGGGGAAGCACACCCAAUCUGUGUCCAAGGUUUUAUUUACUUUCUGACCGAUGUGAGCCUGUGAUUUACUCACACCAGGUGUCAGUAUUGUCAAGAUGGGAAAGCUCUCUGUGGCCCUUCCCUGUACACCAGUUCCAAAGGCAUGGUUGUUUCUGCUGUAUGAGAAGCACAGCUGUGUCCUCAUGAGAGAACACAGCUGGAAGGAACAUAGAAUGCUUUAACGGGCCACUAGAUGCGAAAAACAUGAGCAAGUCACUGAUUUGUAACUUUACAUCCUGCACAGUCUGCUGUCACUGUUACAUAGCCUUGUUUCAGCCAGGUGAGUACUGAAAGGGAUGAACUGCAAAAAACCUCCAGGUUGAACGCAACCUCCAGGUUGCUUUCAACUUCCUCCCCCUCCCCGCCCCUUCUUCAUGGGGAGUGAAAAAAACACAACUCUGGUUAAGCUACAGACUAUUUAAGCAAUUCAGUAAUGAAAAAAAUUCACCUGUGGGUUAAAAUACUUCAGUCACAGCAUUGCUGGAGUAUAAACAGCCUGAAGCUUGUCUUGAUUAACAUGACAGCCUGUAAAGUUACACUUCUGGAGGCUGUUUUCUUUUUUACCAAAAAAUAUGAUGCUGACCUGUGCACCAAAACCCUUCAAUGGGUCCUGAGGCAGGUGGACAGGUGAGGGAUUUGCUUUUUCUGCAUGAGCUGCUUUUUCUCCCCUCUGUUCCCCCCUCCCCCCCCAAUCCCAAACUAUUGAUUUUCCUUCCAUCUCUGCUUUGUGAAGCUGCACUAGGCAGAGUUUCUGCACAGCUGACGGACGCUGGACUUUGUUGGUUGAUCUGGACUGCAAUGUUGACAGUCAAACUAUAACUAGUACAGCACCAUGUUCUAGGAGAAGCAGCAUGGCUGCCACCCUCCUUGUGUCCUGCUUUAGCCUGGACAGACUCCCUCAAGCUGCUGCACACCAAGAGAAGACAGAAACCUCUUCUGUCAGCAGAGAAGAUACUUGACUCUGGGCUCAGGAUUUCACCAAGUUAUUUAGGCUUAAAAUUCUUGCUUACUUCAGUCAAAAUAAUGAUCAUCCUUUCCUCCAUGUUCCAUACCCAUCACCUCAACCCUGCUAACUUCCCAUUCUCAAUCCUGGUUUUUCUCUAGCCAGAAGCUAUUUUAAUGCCAGAUUCAACUGAUGGGAAGUUCAAGACUGUGAUACAGUAUAAACAAAAACUUCUUAACUAAGGUUCAUGCUUUGUUUUUCUUGCAAGACAGGAAAGAAAGUUCUAUUUCAACAAUUGUGCAUUUACCUCUCCAGCAUAGCUUGGAGCCUAGCUCAGAUUAUGUGCAAUAACUGUGUGAAAAUCAGUAGUGGUUAAAUGGUUCAAAAUUAGUAAGAGUAUCUAAUUUGUUUCCAGUUCCUUUAUUUAGGAAGUCAGUGUAAGGACUGUCUCCACUAAUUACUGAGCAUUCUGCUAGAGGGCAGCUGGUUUAAAAAGAUUUAUUUCCCUAGUUUCUACCAAGAAUAACAGUUAACGUGUUAAGAUUUAAACUCUACUUAUAAUUUGACUGUAAUAACAGUAUAUUUAUGCAUUCAGAGGAGUAUUUUUGUAUGUUUUAUGCAGUUUGAUAAACUCUAAGGCACACUGGUUAUGUUAACUGGUUUUUGUCGGGCUUUUUCUUUGAACAAUGAACUGGUGGAAUGACAACUGAGAUAAAGUUUACAAAACUUACUGUUCUUCCAAGGACACCUUUUGUUUGCACUACAAACUUGUGCUGAACUGACACUGCUACUCUUCACUUAUAAUAAAGUAUCAGUCAUUUCAA
This is a messenger RNA of Pyrgilauda ruficollis (rufous-necked snowfinch), 3655 nucleotides long. RefSeq names its product ankyrin repeat domain-containing protein 40-like. The record is from RefSeq and is a predicted model, not a curated record. NCBI's taxonomy places the organism in Eukaryota, Metazoa, Chordata, Aves, Passeriformes, Passeridae. The transcript has 5 exons. Gene Ontology annotation, molecular function: protein binding. Bases 112 to 1200 code for a protein of 362 amino acids.